AUGUACAAGAAGAACGUGCUUAAGGAGAUUGGAGAAACGGUGGUGCAAGCUAUUAAGAUGGACUAUAAUACCGACAAGGGCCACUGGAGAAGUUCUGUGUUGAGUACAUAUUGUGACUCUGCAACUCUAGGUUUAGUGUUCAACUAUAAUGUCAACAUUCAUGUUCCUAUUGGGCCACUUUUUCAAGUUGAGGUACCAGAGUGGACUGGUGGAGCUUCAGAAAGCGAUGCGAAAUGGUUAGGGACUCGUGUUUGGCCAUGGGAAAAAAGGGAACACAAAUUCAUGAUCAAAAGGGAUCGGAUCGGAAAGGGAAGACAAGACUCAUGUGGCUGCCAUAUUCGAGAUUCGAUACAAUGUGUAAGAUUUCAUGUUACUGAGAAAAGGUUGAGAGUAAAGCUCGAGCUCGGUUUCGCUUUCUACCGGUGGAAAUUCAAUAAGAUGGGUGAAGAGGUUGCAUUUGCUUGGAAAGAGGAAGAAGAGAAGGUGUUUUCAUGUAUAGCGAAGUCCAAUCCUUUAUCACCAUGGGAUGAGAUCGGCAAACAUUUUCAUAACAAAAGCAGGGAAGAACUAGUUUGCUACUAUUUCAUUGUCUUUCUUUUGCAACAUAAAACAUACCGGAAUAGGGUCACUCCGAGUAACAAUAACAGCGACGACGACGACGAAGAAAUAGGCGUCGAAGCAGAGGCGAUUAGAAAAGGCAUUGAGCGUAAACCUACUAAGUCCACCUCUAUCUUAAUUUCCCCAAAGAAGAAGGAAAAGAAGUCGAAAAUGGUAGUUGAAAACGAAUCUUUCAGUGGCAAAGAUUUUGUUUUAUGUAGCAAUUUGAGAAGGAAGGGCCGAAGAACCGGUCAUACAUUUAGUCUAUUGCAGUUCGGAUGCUCUUCAAGUGUUUUUGUUUAA
This is a messenger RNA of Hibiscus syriacus, 900 nucleotides long. Its product is annotated as AT-rich interactive domain-containing protein 2-like. Bases 1 to 900 code for a protein of 299 amino acids. The record is from RefSeq and is a predicted model, not a curated record. The transcript is spliced from 2 exons. NCBI's taxonomy places the organism in Eukaryota, Viridiplantae, Streptophyta, Magnoliopsida, Malvales, Malvaceae.